Molecule: messenger RNA, 1154 nt
Organism: Bactrocera latifrons
Lineage: Eukaryota; Metazoa; Arthropoda; Insecta; Diptera; Tephritidae
Product: purine nucleoside phosphorylase-like
Exons: 2
Coding region: 131-1060 (309 amino acids)
Biological process (GO): nucleoside metabolic process
Cellular component (GO): cytoplasm
Molecular function (GO): purine-nucleoside phosphorylase activity
Source: RefSeq, a predicted model, not a curated record
UGAAAAAUCAAAUUACUUUCUUUAGCUUUAWGUUUCGGUCGCUAAAUUUUCAUUUACAAUUAAAAAAAAAAUAAAAAUAAAAAUUGUAAUUAAAUAAUCUGCUGCAUCGCACCCUCGUUUUGCAUACGUAAUGGCGGAUGCUAAGUGCGCGACAGGMAAAUGUGAAGAUAAGACCAUCACCUACGAAGCGGUCAAAGCGAUCGCUGAUAAUAUUCUGUCACGCAUAAAAGUCAAACCGAUUAUCGGCAUAAUAUGUGGCUCGGGUCUGGGCUCACUAACCGAAGCCAUUACGAAUGCACAAAAUAUCGAUUACAAGGACAUACCCGGUUUUCCGGUCUCAACGGUGCCCGGACAUGCCGGACGCCUGGUCAUCGGCAUGCUGGAGGGCCUACCAGUGUUGGCCAUGCAGGGACGCUUCCACUACUAYGAAGGCUAUCCAUUGGUUAAGUGCUCGUUGCCGGUGCGCGUCAUGAAAGUAAUGGGUAUUGAAUACUUGAUGGUGACCAAUGCGGCGGGCGGCAUAAAUCCCACUUAUAAGGUGGGUGAUAUUAUGCUCAUACGCGAUCAUAUCAACUUCGUCGGAUUCUCUGGCAAUUCGCCAYUACGUGGACCGAAUGAUGAUCGGUUAGGACCGCGCUUUCCACCCAUGACCGAUGCCUACAAUCCCGCAUUGAUUACGCGCGCUUUGAGUGUAGCCAAAGAGAUGGGUAUACCGGAUGUGGUGAAGGUGGGCACAUAUUGCUUUCUAGGUGGUCCUAACUAUGAAACCAUUGCUGAGUGUAAGAUGUUGCACACUUGUGGCGUAGAUGCUGUCGGCAUGUCGACCGCWCAUGAGGUGGUCGUGGCCCAGCACUGCGGCCUGAAGGUGUUUGCCUUCAGUCUUAUCACCAACAAGUCAUCACUGGACUACGAAAAGAAAGAGUAUGCCAAUCAUGCUGAGGUCGUGGCGGUGGGUAAGAGUCGGGAGAGCACUUGCCGUGAGCUAAUGUGUCGCAUGAUCAAAUCUAUAGCAGCUGAGCGGGGUAGUAGCGGAUCGUCGGACUGUGGCUGCACAACGUGAGAAACGAGGGUUGCUGASAUGCAAGUGAAAAUACAAAUUAUAAAUUUAUAUUUAAUUUAAUUUAUAGAAAGUCGAAAUUUUUGAAGUUUACAAA